AUGGCAUUUCGGUGGAUUGUCAACGCCGGCCUGUUGGCCAUCCCGAUCGGGACCACCAUUGGAGUCCUGGUGGGCAUCGACGCUCAGCGGCAAGCAUCUGGCCAACAACCUCUGUUUUCCGGUGGUGAUAAUGGUAGCAGUACCGGCGGCAACGGCGGACUAGGCGGCGGAGGCAGCACUGGUGGUGAUGGUGGAAAUGGCGGCGGCUCCUCGGACGAUAAUGGCAUCUCGUGGAUCGAGAACUGCAACCUGACCUACGGUAUUGAGCCGCCGACGAAGGGACAGGAAUAUAUUCUGAACCCCAAUCAAUGGGGUGUGCUCGACGGAACCUCGGGAAUGUGCAUGAAUGUAACCGCCUUUAACAACGGCAGCUACGCCACCAACUCCACUGGCCCCGAGUUUGCCGUCACUUGGAGCUAUAAGCCAGGUAGCAGUGACCAGCCCGUGCACGCCUUUCCCAAUAUCAUGAUCGAAGGCGACACUUUGCCCGUUGCCCUAUCCGACCUGAAAACAAUCCACAUGGACGUCGAAUGGACGUAUGGCUUGGGAAACGACCCCAGCGCCACGACUGAUGAUGCUACUCUCAAGGCCGAGGACCUGAAUGCCAACGUCGCCAUUGAUAUGUUCUUGGACAGCGACAAGACCGUUGCAUCCAACAGCAGCCAGGCCAAGUACGAAAUCAUGAUCUGGUUUGCUCAAUAUGGUCCCUCUACAGAUCCCAUCGGCUACGACGGAACCUUGGAUGACAAAGGCAUAAUAACGAACAGGACUGUCAAUGGCACCUUAUUCCACCUUUAUUCCGGCAAAAACGGCCAAGGUCAGAAUGUACUCACGUAUAUCACUGAUACGACAACAGAAAGCUUUAGCGGUAAUCUCCAAGAGCUACUCACGCUGCCGGAGUCGGGUAUCACCGCCAGUAACUUCCCUGCAGACACCGACUAUCUGGGCCACUUCAGUUUCGGCUCCGAGGCGUUUUAUUCCCUGAAAAAUGUCACGUUUCAUGUGCCCACUUUUGCGAUAGAUAUACGGACGUAA
Talaromyces rugulosus is the source of this 1035-nucleotide messenger RNA. RefSeq lists its product as uncharacterized. The record is from RefSeq and is a predicted model, not a curated record. Gene Ontology annotation, molecular function: cellulase activity. Bases 1 to 1035 code for a protein of 344 amino acids. NCBI's taxonomy places the organism in Eukaryota, Fungi, Ascomycota, Eurotiomycetes, Eurotiales, Trichocomaceae. Gene Ontology annotation, biological process: polysaccharide catabolic process. The transcript has 4 exons.